Messenger RNA from Dermatophagoides pteronyssinus (European house dust mite), 1719 nucleotides. Its product is annotated as MAM and LDL-receptor class A domain-containing protein 1-like. Gene Ontology annotation, cellular component: membrane. NCBI's taxonomy places the organism in Eukaryota, Metazoa, Arthropoda, Arachnida, Sarcoptiformes, Pyroglyphidae. The record is from RefSeq and is a predicted model, not a curated record.
GAUUUAAUCAUUGUUUACUGAUCUUAUUGAUUGAAGAAAAGCCAUGAAUCAAAUUCUUCAAUUUGUUUGUUUUGUUUAUCUAUUAUCAUUGUCAACAUUGUUUAUCAAUUGCCAUGAAGAAAGUAGAUGUGAUUUUCAAACACGUGAAUGUGAUUGGAAAUUAUCAUCAAAUUGGAAAUGGAAACCAAUUUCACAUGAUCAACGAUCAUUACAAUUGAAUUCAACACCAUCAAAUGUUUCUAAAAAAGGUAAUGGUUAUGAAUUGGAAAAUCAUCUAAAUGGUGGUGAAUAUAUGGAAUCACCGGAAUUAUUUCCAGAAUCUGAAUCGGAAAAUUUUUGCUUUAUUUUUGAUUAUUAUUUUAUGAAUGAUGGCCGUAAUGAUCAGAAUAAUUUUACUUUAUAUUUUAUUGAUGGUGAUCAAAAACAACAAAAAAUAUGGAUAUCACCAAUGCUUUAUGGUGAUUAUUGGCGUCAAUCAUAUGUUAGUUUUGCAAGACCAACAUCAAAAUCAUUUAAAUUAAAAUUUAUUGCCGAUAGUGAUGGUGGUUUAGCAGCCGUAAAAUUUUUUCGUCUUUUAUUUGAUGAAUGUCCAAAAAUUGGUGGUGUUUGUGAUUUUGAAACCGAUAAUUGUGAAUGGAAAUCUUCAUACGAAGGUGGUCUUACAAUUGAACGAGAAAUAGCAUCGCAUACUAAUUCACCGAAUGAUAUUGAUCAUACAACAUUAUCACCGAAUGGACAUGUUUUAUUUGCAAAAUCUAAUCCACGAUCUGAUCCAAAAGCUACAUUAACUAGUCCAAAUUUUAGUGAAUAUUUAAAUCAACAAUGUUUUCAAUUUUGGCUUUAUGUUAAUGGUCCAAUUGAUUAUGCACAAUUAUCAUUAUAUCAUCGAACAAAUGAUCAAUUUGAAGGUGAUAAAGAAAUUUGGAAAUUUUAUGCUACACAACAAAUGGCCGAAGAAUGGAAUCGUUUUCAAGUUUUUAUCGAUUUUUAUUAUUAUCCUAGUUCAAAUCUUGAAUUUCGUCUUAAAUAUAGUGGUAGUGGUUCGAUAUUAUUUGAUGAUUUUUCUAUGAUAUCAUAUAGAUGUCCAAUGAAAAUAUCCUGUAAUUUUCUUCAACAUACAUGUGGUUGGAAAAAUAAUCAAAAUAAUGAUAAUCCAUUAAUGUGGAGUAUUGGAAUUGGACGUGUACAUGAUGUAACAAAAUUGACAUUUUUAAAUUCAACAAAAAAUUUUAUCUAUCAUACAAAACCAUUAUUGUAUACCGAUUUUACCGAACUACCUGAUGGUAAAAUUGGUCAAAUGCAAAUGAUCAGUGAAAUUGUUGAAGAAGGUAUAUCAAAACAUGGUGCUUGUUUACGAAUGGAUUAUGAAGUAUGGUCAUUUGAUUCAAAUACCGAUAUGUUUAAUUUAAAUUAUCAAACAUUUUGGGGUAGAGCAGAAACAAAAGAAAAAGAAAUCUGGCAUUUCAAUUCAAAUGAUCGUGGAAAUAAUACUGUAACAUUACAAUUGCCAUAUACACAUGGUGAAUUAUUUCGUUUGAUUUUAACAGCUAAAUCCGCACAUUCAUCAACAUAUAUUACUGUUAAGGAAAUUCAAUUUUGGGAAAAAUCAUCAGUGAAUGAUGAUUGUAGUAAAAAACCAGAUAAUUUUAAAAAUGUUGUUCUUUCAAAAAAUUAAAACCUAUGUCCAGCUCGGUAUUCUGAUUUUCUUUUCAAAACAAA